AUGAACGACCAUGGCGCGUCGUCGGUGAGGCAUGAGUACUUGUCCUGUGCGGUGAAUCGCACGCCGCAUCAGGCCGAAUGGCUCACUGUGACGGACGAACAUGGUACGGAGCACGACGUACUGGUAUUUGGUGUCCACAAGGCAUUUGCCAUGGCCGUAUCUCCCUGUGAUCCCAUGUCACAAGUGCAGUACAAAUGGGCCACCAACUUUGCACAUGAGGUCCAUGUGCUUCGCACGCUAGAGAAGCCUGGAGAGCAGCCGCGUGUCCUUCUCGGAUCGUACGGCGGUGCGCUGGAAGUGUGGCAGGCGCGCCCUUCUUCAUCGCUGCCUGUGACGUGGACCUGCGAGGCGAGUGUGCCGGAUGCUCACACAGCCGCAAUCACAGCGAUCGGUGUCGUGCGUGAUCCGUACUCCCGCGAGCAUGCAUCCAACGUCUUUGUGACAGGCAGCUCUGACUCUCAUUUGCAUGUAUGGGACGUAGCGAGCAUGCAGUGCGUGCAAACCAUCUCGCUGGAUGGUGCGUUCCCGAUGGAUAUUGCGUUGGUUCGCAUGCCUGGGCCCGCUCCAGUGAUGCUAAUGGCCGUAGCGCUGACGGAAAAGCGGUUGUUUCUGUACCAGCGAGACGGCGAUGCGCCAUUUACGUUGUGCCUCCGUCUCGAAGGGCAUACAGACUGGCCACGUGCGCUUGAUUUCACCGUGGCAGCGGAUGUGCACCGCCCGACAGAGCUGAGUGUGUACUUGGCGUCAGCAUCGCAAGAUUCCCAUAUUCGACUAUGGAAAUGGCAGACGGAUGUGAGCGGCAGCUGCGGCGAUACCAACGACACUACGCCACGCGACACGUUUGAAGAGAUGGCACAGGAUCUCAUGCCCGACGAUCAGGGCAUCAAGACCAAGACGCAUUGGCUUACGAUGGGUGGACGCCCCUGGGCCUUGUCCCUGGACGCGCUACUGCUGGGCCAUGAUGCGUGGGUCACCGAUGUGCGUUGGUGCCCGACGCGCGCAGGCACAGCGCCACGAGCCGUGCUUCUUUCUAGCUCGGUGGACAAUAGUGUGAUGAUGUGGUCCCCGCAUGUGCUUUCAUCUGAUGCGACGUCGGCCUGGUGUGCGUUGUCGGACCCUGAGGCUGCGCAGUCCAUGUGGCUGCCGAUGCACCGUCUGGGCGACGUAGGCAGUCUGAGUGGCGGCUUCCUUGGCGCCCGUUGGCAUCCCUCGUCGGCAUGGCAUACGCCGGCGGUGGCUGCCCACGAUCGGCAGGGUGCCUUGCAUGUGUGGCAGCGAUCGGCCGACAAGAAGUGGGCACCACUGUGGACCGUGUCAGGCCACGCAGGUGCUGCCCAGAGCGUAGCUUGGGAGCCACUAGGCGACUAUUUCCUCAGUACAGGCCUGGAUCGGACGACGCGGCUGCAUGGGACAUGGCACAAUGCCGACACGCGAACCUGGCAUGAACUCGCACGCCCUCAAACGCACGGCUACGAUAUGCACGAUGCCGCGUGGCUCGAUCGUACGACGUUUGUGAGUGCCGCCGACGAGAAAGUGUUGCGUGUGUUUGGCGCGCCGCAGGCGUUUGUGACAAGCGCACAGCAGCUUCGCACCUUCCAGACUAUGCCCCAAACACGGCAUGUGCUUGCUUUGGAGGUGCGUGAACGUGCACAGUGGCACCAAGGCGAAGCGCUUCGUGACGCUAUGUAUGCAGCGAUGGAAAGCCGGCCAGCCGCCCUCUCUGUGCUGGUGUUUGCCGAGGCGUUGCACGACUGCACUCGCGCCUGGCCCUCGUCCACCUGCUCCUUACGCGAUGUCGAAGCUCUGCUUCAGCAGCUGUAUUUGCAGGCAUGGGCCGCGGCGGUAGCGCAGGAUCACCUCCUGGCAGAUAUCACUGUGUACAUCCUUCCUGCCGCCUCUUCUACGCCGCAAGCCCAGGCGCUUGUGACGCAGUGGGCACGUACGCAUACCAUGGUGCAAGGGCUGUGGGACGUCGAAGGGGCUUUCCGCCCAGCGUCGUCCUGGUCCGUAUGGCCGUUGCCCGUACACACGGUGCCACUUGGCCCAUGCUCCAGCGACGUACCACCCAUGGAGUAUACCAGUGCCGCGCAAGGUCCCGUCGUCGCGGUCGGCGGCACCUUUGACCACUUGCACAUUGGCCACAAACUGCUCCUGAGCAUGGCCGCGCUCUGCGCUACAGACACUCUGAUUGUCGGCGUGACAGGGCCUGAGCUGCUUACCUCGAAGAAACAUCGCGAGUACGUCGAAUCCAUCGAGCAUCGCCAAGCGGCUGUGCGUCACUUUGUGCGCGAUCUCCGAUCGACAAUCGCUCCGCUGCAUACGGACUGCGUCGCGAUUCACGACGUAUGUGGUCCAGCUGGGACCGCCGAGGCGCUUCGUGUGCUGGUCCUCACGGAGGAAACGGUGAGUGGUGGCCAGGUCAUUGCCGAUACGCGCGCGAAGAACGGCGUGCCGCCUGUCCACACCUAUGUCGUGCGCCUGGUCGAUGCGCAUGGCAACGCCUCAUCGACUGCAGCCAGCAAAGUGGGCAGCACAGGUAUUCGUGCGUGGCUGGCUGCGAAGCACAUAGAGCCGGGCAUGGAAGCGACGCAGCUCCUGGGUGGCGCCCUAGAAACACGCGCCUCUGCUGCACAUGUUCCUCCGCUGGGCCUAUCGAAUCGCGCGGUAGAAUCUUCGUCGUCGUCGUCCGAUGUGGCUACCCCGACGUUCACUACGCCGCCCGGCCCUGAAUCGUUGGCUUCGCUGACUCUCUGGCCGGAGCUGGAAAAGCUCUAUGGCCAUGGCUACGAGCUUUUGAGCGUCGCGAUUGAUCCUGUGACGCAGCUUAUUGCCAGUACAUGCAAAGCGACUACGGCGACGCAUGCUGUCGUCCGCCUCUUCGACGGCCAAGCGCGCUUCAAGCCAUGUGGCUCGCCGCUCGAGGGGCAUGCACUUUCGAUUACGCGCGUCGCCUUCUCCCCCGAUGGCCGCUACUUGCUUUCUGUGAGCCGCGAUCGAUCCUGGCGCGUGUUUGUGCGGCACGCCGACGAGUAUGUCCCGUGGAUCGGCGAGCGAGCCCACGCACGUAUUUUGUGGGAUGGCGCCUGGGCAUGGGAGGCGCCAUCGACACUCUUUGCCACCGCUUCGCGCGACAAAACGGUCAAAGUAUGGUCGCUUAUCCCUGACACUUCCAAGCCCUACACGUUAUGCGCGACCCUCGCAUUGAAGGAUGCUGUAACGUGCGUGGCGUGGGGUCCUCAGCAUACAUUGGCCGUGGGCUUAGAAGGCGGAGAUGUCGUGGUGUACACGGCAGAGCGCACGACGUCGUCUACGUAUGAAUGGCGUGUACAAUUCACUCUCUCGCGGCAUCAUACAGGCACCGUGCAUCGCUUGGCUUUCCGCCCGCCGGGCGCCUGGGAAGACUCGUAUCAUCAGGUGUCCUAUCAACUUCUAUCGGCCGGCGACGAUGGCUGCGUGCGUCUCGUGUCGUGGCCAUAG
Malassezia pachydermatis is the source of this 3477-nucleotide messenger RNA. Its product is annotated as elp2-29 kda subunit of elongator and elongating rna polymerase ii holoenzyme. Gene Ontology annotation, cellular component: elongator holoenzyme complex. NCBI's taxonomy places the organism in Eukaryota, Fungi, Basidiomycota, Malasseziomycetes, Malasseziales, Malasseziaceae. The transcript has 2 exons. The coding region runs from base 1 to 3477 and encodes 1158 amino acids. The record is from RefSeq and is a predicted model, not a curated record. Gene Ontology annotation, biological process: tRNA wobble uridine modification; biosynthetic process. Gene Ontology annotation, molecular function: catalytic activity; protein binding.